AUAAUAUCAAUUUUUCGCAUCAUCUCGUUUUCCUUUGUAUAUAAUCUUUCUUUUUAUAAUAUCAUCAUUGCAUCCCCGUUUCUAAUCCACUUUUGCCCAUGGACGACCCCGAGAAAGGCUUUUCGCCCACAUCGACGCCCACUACCACAGCUCCACCAACUCGCCUUUCGUCCCCCUUCCUGCAACAUGUCUCUUUCGCCCACAUCCCCAAUCUCCAUACGCAGCCUCAGCACUCUUCAUCUCUACUCCAUAUAGGUCUCCGGAGACGCAGAUUAAUAUCCCAAAUCAUUAUUGCUCUAGGAAUAUUGAGCGUUGUUGGGUGGGUGGUACUGGGAGAAUAUGAGAUGCGAGACGUCAUAACUGUCAUUAGUCCGGAAGGAAAAGGACAACAACGUCCUCACGACGCACCCAUACCUGGUGUCGUACUAGGUACCAACGGAAAACCUAUGCCGCUCCCCGACAUCGAGCCGACGGAACCUACGGACGUCCAGGAAAGCUCGCAAUAUCUGCCCACCCCGCAAGAAGGAGACAAAGGCGAUGAAGGAGGUCUUAGUUUCGCAGAAAAAAUGGCAAAGCUCGCCCAUAUAUCACCGCAAAAAUGGGGCCUCGAUCUUUCCUCAUCAAGAUUAUUAAACGGUCUUGAACUCUGGCCGUCCAAUCCACCGAUCAACGAGUCCGCUGAAGCGCUCUCUGUACUGGGACACUUUGCGGAUGACGUCUACAAUUAUGGACCGGACACGAUUGGAGAGUAUAGAAAACAUUUGCGGGCGUUUAUCAACGUUGGGUGGCCGAAAGAGUUGAAGGGGGUUUUGACAAAGGGUUUGGACAGGUUUACGAGAAGUGACGAAGGGCCGGUAGAAGGAGAAGAGGGAUAUUGGGAUUGGGAUAGGGAAAAAUAUGUGUGGCAGACGGACAAGGAUUUGAGACACGCGGAGAGUCAAGAAGUUGGGAGCUGGAAGGAUUGGAGGAUGGAUUAUGAAGGCUGGAAAUGGGAUCUUUUGACUGAUGACGAUGCUAAUAAAUGGGUCAAGAAAAAUCUGGCAGGAACCAAAAUUCAAGAAGUAUGGGAUAGCCUUCCUCACGGUAUCUUACGUGCCGAUACAUUGCGUUAUCUGCUUGUUCUCCUCCGAGGAGGAAUUUACUCUGACACGGACACUGUCCUUCUCAAGUCGCCAUCACAUUGGGGUCAUGGUGCUCGACUGUGGAAUGAGGGUGAGGGAUGGUUGGAUGAGGAUCAGAAGAAGAGGUUGGAAGAGGGAGCUCAGAUUGACGAGGUACUUGGGAAGCCGAGUGUGAUUGUUGGUCUAGAAGCGGAUGUUGGGGAUAGAGAAGACUGGCAUGACUGGUGGCCUCGACCUAUACAAAUGGUUCAAUGGACAAUGGCUUCAACUCCCUCCCAUCCAAUCGCGCUGAGCGCCGUCCUUCGCAUCCUCCAUUCUACCGCCACUGCCAUUUCCUGGGCACACGAAAACGCACGUGUUGUCAAUAUCCUCAAAGACCAAGGCCGCUACAAGAACGCCCAAGAUCUUGCAUCCGUCUCUGUCCUAAAUGAACCCAAGAACGGAGGGCCGAUAGGUGUGAUGGCUUGGACAGGGCCUGGAGUGUGGACGGAUGCGGUCUUGAGUUAUCUUAGAGUCAAGUAUGGAAUAAAGUGGGUGGAUUUCAAAGGGAUACAAGAGCCUUUGCGAGUUGGGGAUGUUGUCAUCUUACCUGUAACUGGUUUCUCACCUGGAGUGGGCAACUUUGGCUCCCAGCAUCGAACCCACCGCGAAGCGAUGGUAGAACAUAAAUUUGCUGGUAGCUGGAAAAACGAAUAAAUGUGCUUGCUACAUAUAUCUUUUCUACUGUUGUAUUAUAUUGCAUGCAUACAUA
Messenger RNA from Cryptococcus deneoformans JEC21, 1872 nucleotides. RefSeq names its product alpha-1,6-mannosyltransferase, putative. Gene Ontology annotation, biological process: protein N-linked glycosylation. The transcript has 6 exons. Gene Ontology annotation, molecular function: alpha-1,6-mannosyltransferase activity. The record is from RefSeq and is a predicted model, not a curated record. NCBI's taxonomy places the organism in Eukaryota, Fungi, Basidiomycota, Tremellomycetes, Tremellales, Cryptococcaceae. The coding region runs from base 99 to 1817 and encodes 572 amino acids. Gene Ontology annotation, cellular component: mannan polymerase complex.